Musa acuminata AAA Group (dessert banana) is the source of this 1217-nucleotide messenger RNA. RefSeq lists its product as uncharacterized. The transcript has a single exon. The record is from RefSeq and is a predicted model, not a curated record. Bases 1 to 1125 code for a protein of 374 amino acids. NCBI's taxonomy places the organism in Eukaryota, Viridiplantae, Streptophyta, Magnoliopsida, Zingiberales, Musaceae.
AUGGCACUUUUGCCACCGAAUACAAGGAAACAGCAGCAAUCAUUUCUUGCUGCAUCCUUCUCUUCUUCUUCCUCACCACACCAGACUCCAAACAAGGCUGAGGGAGAAGAAGACAUGCCUAAGCUAUGCACUUAUGGCACUCCCAGUCUUCUUCCGGCCUACCUCUUGGAGGACUUCAUCUCCUUGUGCACCUUCUUCACCUCCCAUCCCUUGCACUUGGCCUACUUGCUGCUCUUCUUACCUUACCUUCUCCACUUGCUCUCGUUCCUCUCUCCCCUCCUCCUCUCUACUUCGAUCCUCCUGUUGGUUCUCCUCACGGUCUCCCCCUACCUAGACGAGGCGCCUCCGGCGGCGGCGCCACCGGAUUUCCUCGGUAGAACUUGCUGCGUCGUCCUCGACGUUCUCAAGGACAAGCUCCAAGACAAUGGGGAACUCGACCUGGUGGAGCAGUUUACGUCGAUGGUUCUGUCACCGAUCGAUAAUACCAGGCCAUUUGGUGAGCUCGUGGAGGGCGCUUGUUCUGGUCAUGAAGCAGAGGAGAGGCAUCCAGGUCAGGUAGGGAGCGGAGAAAGCAGAACUCCAGCCACGGAUGGCGAGAACCUCGUACCCAUUAAUGGAGUAGCAGAGCAUCCCAAAGGGCGUGAAGCUGUGGAGCACAAGCCGGGGGCAGGAGAACAUCUAACAAGAUCCAUGUCGGAGAGAAGAACGCACAGCAUCAGUGGAACCACCGAGAGUCUUCAGAGGUAUGGAUCGGUGAGGAAGGAGAGAGAGUGGAAGAGGACAUUGGCUUGCAAGCUCUACGAGGAACGAAUGACGCACAAGCUGUACAAACAGGGCAAGGUGGGCGAAGGUGGCCAAGAGAUGGAUCUGCUCUGGGAGGCGUACGAGGCUAAUGCUGGUGAGGCAGGCGCUCGAAAGAAGAAGGCGAAGAAGAAAGCAAAGAGAGCUGAUGUUGGAGAAGAAGAAGAAGAACAAGAGGAAGCAGCAGUCGGGCAAUUGUGUUGCCUUCAAGCACUGAGGCUAUCUGCUGGUAAGAUGAACCUGGGAAUGAGGAAACACAAUUUGAUGAAGAUAUCUAAAGUUCUAAAGGAAAUGAAGAUGUUUCAUAGUGGCAGUAAGUCAUAAAAUUUAGCUAAUAAAUGAUCUGUUAAUUCUGUAAAAAGAAAUAUAGUGCUAUCUAUCAGAAUAUUUUAGUUGCUCUUUGAAGUAUUACCCAA